AUGUAUGUUUGGCCCAUCCACGAAGAUGCUGACGGAGAUGUCUUAUUAUAUUUUACCAUCAUUCCAUCGCCGGCUAUUAGCCAAGCAAAUUAUGUCUCCCAUAGCAGCAACAACUUCACAGAAAGGGUUGUCCUUCCAGAUGGACAAGUUUCCCUACAGAUGACACUAAUAGGGUGUGAAUUCCUGUCAUCAUGGACGAAGUGCCUUACAACAGCAUUUGCUAAGGGCUGUAGUUGGAAUGGUGCCUUUACACUAGAUGGUUUCAAAUUUAUUGAAGACCACGUUUUACAUGUUAAAAAGCCAAAGAAAGCAGGAAAUGGUUCAAUGGGAAAAGAUGUGGAUGAAUUUCUUAGUCUCCUAGAAACAAUCCUUUGCAGUGCCAAUACAAGUCGUCCAUCGUAUCUGGAUUCGUAUAUAAGAUAUUGGCGUAGCCUUUGGGACACUCUUGACGUGACAAAUCUCUUACCAAAUGAGGAUAAAUUAUUUCUUGGUACACAUGUUUGCUUUAUGACUAGCUACGCUAGAGAGAAGUUAAUAUUCAAACUAUAUCGGAAGUAUAAAGGUGCAAGCAGAGACGCGACUUCUAUUUGGAAUAGAGCAAUAAAUGGUGUUGUUUGUCCAUCAACUUGGCACUCAGACCUGUCCUCCGUACCAAUGUUGAUGGAUGUUUUUGAGGGUGCAAGCAAAUUAAACUGCCCAUAUCCACCAUCAAAGAUUGGUGCCUUUAGAUUUAUGAAAGAUAUACACUACAAGAAACUGAUAAAUACUAUACAGGGGAACAAUGAGUCGAGGGUCACAUCACUGGUGUGGGGGCAGAGAGGAGGUGAAGUGACCGGCCGACUGCUCUCGUCCAGCGUUGAUGGGUCGGUUUGUGAAUGUGAUCUAUUCUACCUGCAGCAAAAGAUUGUUCUAGAUACUGUUGGAAUUCCAAUCUGGCAAAUGGCAAUGGAGCCUUCAGUUGAUGCUAAAAAUACUGAAAAUAAUAGCUCAGAGUUUGCUGUCAAUGGCCAUCCAGACCAAAAUGACUACAACAAUUCUGACUUAAGUAACAUUGAUGAUGGUGACAACUCUGAGGAUGAAGAUGGUUCUACCAACACAAUAUCUUCAUAUCAUGUGAAUGAUUUCCAGCGACUGGCUCUUGCGUGUGAUGAUGGUUCUGUACGAUUGUAUAAUGUGCCUGAAUUAGGUGCAUUGACUUACUAUAGGUCUCUUCCAAGAGUGAGCGGAGAUGGUGCCACAUUGGAAUCAGUUCUAGACCUUGUGAAGGCAAUGUACCUAAACGUUGAAAGCUUCCCUUGUGUGAGGCUGUUGAAUCUUUCUGGUGAAAUUGGCUGUUCUAAUCCUGGAAGUGAGAAGGUCAUUGCACCAAUUGUAAGACUUAGAAAAGGCAGUGAUCAAUUGGUUCAACCAUCUACUAUUCUCCUUUCCUUAGAUCAGAUGUCAGAUUUCUUUCUGAGGGUAUCCAAUGAUCCAGAACUUCACCAGAAGGUGGCUGGUGUAUUUGUUGAGUCAAAUGGUGUCAACAAUGACUUACAAGAGCUGUCUCCUGAUAGAAAAUUUCCAAAAGAUGAUUUUGCACUCUACUCAAAUCACAGCCAUGAUUGGAAUCCUGUUUUACUCUAUUAUCAUGUAGGGAUCAGGUAUCAUGUGGAACAAAUAUAA
Messenger RNA from Zea mays, 1662 nucleotides. RefSeq lists its product as uncharacterized. NCBI's taxonomy places the organism in Eukaryota, Viridiplantae, Streptophyta, Magnoliopsida, Poales, Poaceae. Bases 1 to 1662 code for a protein of 553 amino acids. The transcript has 9 exons. Gene Ontology annotation, molecular function: protein binding. Gene Ontology annotation, cellular component: plasma membrane. The record is from RefSeq and is a predicted model, not a curated record. Gene Ontology annotation, biological process: protein processing.